CUGGACAUGGUUCACGCAGGCUACAUCCUGGCUUUAAUAUCCAUGUGUCUCCCAGGGCUCCUGGCUAAAAAGAACAACACUUCGACAGAGCCUGUGCACUUCAGGUUGGUAGGAGGACCCACUCGUUGUGAGGGAAAACUGCAGGUGAAACGACUGGAUAGAUACUGGAGACAAGCUGAUGGAUUUUACUGGAACUUAAAGUUAGGAAACAGGGUUUGUGCAGAACUCGACUGUGGAUCUGCUGUUGCAGUAGGACAAGUAGCGAGGCCAAGCAGGAUGAACGUAAAGAUCUGGUGGUUCAAAUCUGACUGCAGUAAUUCUUCACUUCAUGAUUGCCUUAGAAAUUCCAGGUCCACAUUAUCCCUGGAGUUGAAGUGUUUAGGUAAGUGCAUUAAUACUUCACAAUAA
This is a messenger RNA of Sphaeramia orbicularis (orbiculate cardinalfish), 408 nucleotides long. Its product is annotated as scavenger receptor cysteine-rich type 1 protein M160-like. The transcript is spliced from 3 exons. The coding region runs from base 7 to 408 and encodes 133 amino acids. Lineage: Eukaryota; Metazoa; Chordata; Actinopteri; Kurtiformes; Apogonidae. Gene Ontology annotation, cellular component: membrane. The record is from RefSeq and is a predicted model, not a curated record.